Nasonia vitripennis (jewel wasp) is the source of this 3313-nucleotide messenger RNA. Its product is annotated as NKAP family protein UM04995-like. Lineage: Eukaryota; Metazoa; Arthropoda; Insecta; Hymenoptera; Pteromalidae. The coding region runs from base 2229 to 3311 and encodes 360 amino acids. The record is from RefSeq and is a predicted model, not a curated record. The transcript is spliced from 3 exons.
ACACUCCAACAGACAUGUUUAUGUGUAUCCAGAUGCGACAGCCUGGCAGUAGAUAGGCUAUAGGCAUACCAGAACAUAGGCAUACUAAAACACCCCCUCUCCUCUCAGAGUGUUUUGGUACCCGGUGAAAGAGGAGGGAUCCCCUCUCUCUCUCCAAGAUACUAGAACACCCUCUCUCCUCUCAGGGAAAGAUUGCAGCCCUCCCAAAAGAGAGGGAAGAGGCCUACAUUUGCUUGGAAAAGCUCCUCCUUCUCUGAUUUUGGAGAAACGUGUGAAAAGAAAAGGUGGUGGAAAGUGUGUAAAUGCAUCCUUAUAAGAUAGCAGUCAAAGCUAAUAAAUUUAUCGGAGAAAAAUAAAUCCCGCUUUCUCACAGUUUAAACUGAAAGAUAAUAACAAGAAUAAUAAGCACAUCUGCUCGCUCUCGUGAAGUGAUGAACCCUCAAAGCUGUUUCCACGUUAGAUUGUCACGAGCAGAGAUAAUUUUCACACACACUUGAAAUUACUGUCGAUUCUUAAAGAGAUAAUCUUACGCUCAAUAGAUCUCACAAGGGUAUCUGUGCGGCAAACGCGCAGGUAUACACAUUUCCUCGACCGCGUGCUUACAUACGGAGAUAAUCUUAUUCAUAGCACAAUAGAUCUCAUACGGGUAUCUGUCGGACUUCUUGCCCGACACGCGCGCAGGUAUACAUAUUUCUGCAUGCUUACCUGCACGUGCGUAUACACAUCGGACCACCUUUCUCACAAUCUCACUCUGAUGUAAUUCCUCAACCCCGCAUGCUUAUCUGCGCGUACAUAUCCCCUUCUCGCUCUGGCAUACAUAUUUUCCCGACCGCUUGCUAGCCUACGCGCAAGUAUACACAUCUGGCUGAUUCUCUGAUUUUCGAGAAACGUGUGAAAAGCGAAGGUGGCGGAAAGUGUAUAAAUGCAUCCUUAUAAGAUAGCAGUCAAAGCUAAUAAAUUUAUCGGAGAAAAAUAAAUCCCACUUUCUCACAGUUUAAACUGAAAGAUAAUAACAAGAAUAAUAAGCACAUCUGCUCGCUCUCGUGAAGUGAUAAACCCUCAAAGCUGUUUCCACGUUAGAUUGUCAUGAGCAGAGAUAAUUUUCACACACACUUGAAAUUACUGUCGAUUCUUAAAGAGAUAAUCUUACGCUCAAUAGAUCUCACAGGGGUAUCUGUGCUGCAAACGCGCAGGUAUACACAUUUCCUCGACCGCGUGCUUACAUACGGAGAUAAUCUUUUUCAUAGCACAAUAGAUCUCAUACGGGUAUCUGUCGGACUUCUUGUCCGACACGCGCGCAGGUAUACAUAUUUCCGCAUGCUUACCUGCACGUGCGUAUACACAUCUGACCCGUCCUCUUCUCGCUUAGACAUACAUAUUUUCCCGACCGCUUGCUAGCCUAUGCGCAAGUAUACAGAUCUGGCUGAUUGCUUGCAGAUUAGCAGAUAGAUUAUCCGCCAAGUUAAUAUGUGCAUGUGUGCGUUUCAAGAACUAGGAUUUUGAAUUUUCACACAGAUAAGUCGGAUACGUGCUGAAGACUCUCGCAUGAAAAUUUAAGAUAUGGACAGUCAACAAUGAUCGCUCUCUCUCUCUCUCUCUCUCUCUCUCUCUCUCUCUCUCUCUUUCUCUCUCUCUCUCCAAGAAAGCGUAGGUGUGUACUCGAGUGAUUGAGGGAUGGUCAAAUUUUGCUGAGAGGGAGGAGAUUUUGAAAAUUCCGGUGGGAAGUGUCUAAGAGAGGUUCUAUGAGAAGAAAGUGGAAAUUUUUCGCAAAUCGAAGGACUUUUGGUAAUUGAAGUGGAAAGGGAAGCUUCGCUGUCCACCCUAUUUAAGGACCUGGUGCAUGCUUCGUCAGUCAGUUCACUCUUCGUUUUCAAGUUCAUUCUUCAAUUCAAUGUGUGAGAAGAUGGAAGGAAUCAACGACAGCAUGAAGGCAGCUUUUGAGAAGGUCAACGGCUAUAGAACAAUUGUCCAUCACUUUAAUGUGGCAUGGCAGUUGAUGUCCUGGACAUCGAAUGGAAUUAAUGAUGAUUUCAUUUUGAGAAAGUGUAAGUGUUAUUUUUUUUACAUUAGUUUAGAUUGUAUUUGUAACAUUUUUUUAAAUUUAAUUAUUUUUGUUAUAUUCUUCAGCUCUACCAGCCGAUUUAACUGCUGCGAUGAAGCAGCUGAAUGAGGGUGCGCUCACCUCACCAGAGUCGCAACAACAGCAGUAACUUCCGUCGAUUGGUGUGAUGCAGCAGAUGUUUAAAAGUAUAUCAUCCUUAUCAGAGAUGCACCAUCAGCAGCAGCUUCCACAGGAGCAAAACUCGCAGCAACAAGCAGCAGAAGUCGCAUCCGCAGCCAAAGCCGCAGCAGAAGCCGCAACCACAGCCAAAGCCGCAGCAGAAGCCAAAGCAGCAGUCGCAGCCAAAGCCACAGCAGAAGCCAAAGCAUCAGAAGCCGCAACCACAGCAGAAGCCGCAUCCGCAGCCAAAGUCGCAGUCACAGCACCAGCUAGGAAGCCACUCAGGGACCCUCGCUCUCCGCCGGCAGCCAAAAGUGAUCGCCCUUCUACGUCUUCGAAAAGCGAUCGCAAUCACUCGUCAUCAAAAAGCGAUCGCCAUCACUCGUCAUCAAAAAAAAGCGAUCGCCAUUGGUCAUCUUCGAGAAACGAGCACCAUCGCUCAUCUUCGAGAAACGACCGCACUUCUGUACCAAGCGAUCACCACACAAGUACGGCAAGCACGAGGGCUGAUUGCCAAGCGUUGAAUACAUCUGUUUGCGCUGUUGAGCAUUUACAGCCUCCUCUACGAUCCGUAAUAGCAUCCAAGGGGAUUAGGCUAUCACAAUCUUCAAGGGCGAGAUCAAGCUCGCGUUCAGGCUCAAGCUCGAGUGCAGGCUCAAGCUCGAGUUCUGGCUCGAGCACCAGCUCGGGAUCCAGGUCGGGAUGUGGCUCUGACAAAAGUUCAAGAAAGAGGAAAUCUGAUGAUGAAGCAAUCAAUGGUAUAGGUGGUAAAAGGAUGACAUUCACAUCAUCUCAAGAGAGCGAAAAAUCAGCAGAAAAGAAGGAACGGAGAAAACUUUCGUUGUCUUUAAAAAAGACUGAUCUACCACCACCAUCUCCGCGACAGCAGCCAUCACCACAGCCUCUCUAUCCUGCAGAUCAGCCGAUGCCACUUCAGUAUCAAGCAGAUCAACCGAGCCACUGCAGCAUCAACAAGAACAGCAAAUGCCACUACAGCAACGAGCACGACCGCGUAUAUUGCAAGACGAAAUACUCAACGAUCCGCUUAUCGUGUUCGAUAAGAAAGCAAAUAUGCGAAAAAUCUGAAUGAUA